Messenger RNA from Eucalyptus grandis, 887 nucleotides. RefSeq lists its product as uncharacterized. The record is from RefSeq and is a predicted model, not a curated record. The transcript is spliced from 3 exons. Bases 257 to 808 code for a protein of 183 amino acids. NCBI's taxonomy places the organism in Eukaryota, Viridiplantae, Streptophyta, Magnoliopsida, Myrtales, Myrtaceae.
GGCGGGGUCGACGGCGAGGCGAAGAAGGAGAGGCCUGCUGCAUUUUCUCUCUCUUCUUUUCAACGGAGCGCGCGCUAUUUCUUCCCGCUUCUGCCUCUCUCUUCCUCAAGCACUCCUCUCCUCUCUGUCCCGAGUCCUCUCACUCACCCCAAGCGCCCCCCUCCUCUCUGUCUCGAGCCCUCUCACUCACCCUAAGCGCUUCCCUCCUCGCCUCGUUCUUGGUCGAUGAUGGCGGAGCUCUGCUUGAUGGCUUCGCAUGGUUAUCCGCCGAGCCUCGUUCUUGGUCAGGAGCAAGGGCGCGAGCAGAGUCGUCAGGGAUCUUCAGCCAAUUUUGCCUGCUGCUAGGACAAGACAAGACAUUAUAAGAUUGGGAUCCAUGACCCUCAGUCCUAAUCAAUUCAAGGAGGCAGUGGAACCCCUAUAUGUACUGUUAGCAGCAAAGCAGUGUGUGCAGAUUGAUUCUGUGGAGAAAGAUCCCAUGAUUCUAGAUUUGCAAGAUGUCCACUCAACUACUGGGCCCCUAGGCACCGGAAUUGCUGAACAAUCCACCAUGCAGAGAGAAGUCUUUGAGUUUAGCAUGUCUGGAUUGAGUUGUGCUGAAAAGGCUGGACUAGAUAUGUCUCUAGUAUCUGAUUUAAAGGGUCUUCACUCAGUGGAAACUGACAUGCAUCGCCUGCCCAUCAUUCCUUCUCUCGUCUACCCUAACUUUCAAUUUUCCACUCAGAGCGCUCUCUCAGAUUUCAUGGGAGAUUUGGUCCGAAAUUCAAAAAUAACCAUUAACUCCGAUGGUAGUCUUGAUCGCAGCUAGUGGGGCUGAGAUGAAGGAUCUCCUCUCAAUUGUAGCGGAGUUUUACCUAUUGAGGAACUUAACUCAAGGAGAAAGCUUU